This is a messenger RNA of Phaeodactylum tricornutum CCAP 1055/1, 1636 nucleotides long. RefSeq names its product translation elongation factor, EF-1, alpha subunit (gene EF-1). Gene Ontology annotation, biological process: translational elongation; translation. The record is from RefSeq and is a predicted model, not a curated record. The transcript is spliced from 2 exons. Gene Ontology annotation, molecular function: translation elongation factor activity; GTPase activity; GTP binding. Lineage: Eukaryota; Bacillariophyta; Bacillariophyceae; Surirellales; Neidiaceae. The coding region runs from base 176 to 1495 and encodes 439 amino acids.
UCGUUUCGGUGCUCUCGCUUCGCGUACGGGCGGGCGGUCCCCCCCAAGCAGCGAGAGGAGUCCGCAGCGUCAUAGUUGCAUUCCGGGGCCCACUCGCGUUGUUCACUCUCUCGUCUAGUAGAGAAACUUCCAUCGGAUCGUAUCAUAAUAUUGUAUCGUAUAAUAUCACGUAAUCAUGGGAAAGGAAAAGGUUCACAUUAGUUUGGUCGUCAUUGGACACGUCGAUGCCGGCAAAUCCACCACUACUGGUCAUUUGAUCUACAAGUGUGGAGGUAUCGAUAAGCGUACCAUUGAAAAGUUCGAAAAGGAAGCCGCCGAACUCGGCAAGGGAUCCUUCAAGUAUGCCUGGGUCCUCGAUAACCUCAAGGCCGAACGUGAACGUGGAAUUACCAUUGACAUUGCGCUCUGGAAGUUCGAGUCGCCCAAAUACUCCUUUACCGUCAUUGACGCGCCCGGACACCGUGAUUUCAUCAAGAACAUGAUCACCGGAACUUCGCAGGCCGAUGUGGCGGUCCUCGUCAUUGACUCGUCCCAGGGUGGAUUCGAAGCCGGAAUCUCCAAGGACGGACAGACCCGCGAACACGCGCUUCUCGCCUACACGCUGGGAGUCAAGCAGAUGAUUGUCGCCAUGAACAAGAUGGACGACAAGACCGUCAAGUACGCCGAAGACCGCUACACCGAAAUCAAGAACGAAGUCUCCGCCUACCUCAAGAAGGUUGGUUACAAGCCGAUGAAGAUCCCCUUUGUCCCCAUCUCCGGAUGGGAGGGCGACAACAUGGUGGAGAAGUCCACCAACAUGCCCUGGUACAAGGGACCUUACCUGCUCGAAGCCCUCGACAGUGUCACCCCGCCCAAACGUCCCACCGACAAGGCUCUUCGUCUCCCCCUUCAGGAUGUCUACAAGAUUGGUGGAAUCGGAACAGUCCCGGUCGGCCGUGUCGAGACCGGCGUUAUCAAGCCCGGUAUUCACGCCAUGUUUGCCCCCUCGGGUAUCAUUGCCGAAAUCAAGUCCGUCGAAAUGCACCACGAGUCCCUCCCCGAAGCAGUCCCCGGUGAUAAUGUUGGUUUCAACGUCAAAAACGUGGCCGUCAAGGAUCUGCGCCGUGGUUUCGUCGCUUCCGACUCCAAGGCUAGCCCCGCCUCGGGUGUUUCUUCCUUCGAGGCCCAGGUCAUUGUCAUGAACCACCCCGGUCAGAUCUCCAACGGAUACUCUCCCGUCUUGGAUUGCCACACCGCCCACGUUGCCUGCAAAUUCGCCCUCAUCAAGGAAAAGAUGGAUCGCCGCAGUGGAAAGGUUUUGGAACAGAACCCCAAGUUCGUCAAGACCGGAGACGCCUGCAUUGUCGAUCUCGAGCCUACCAAGCCAUUGUGCGUGGAGAGCUUUACCGAUUUCCCCCCGCUCGGUCGUUUCGCCGUUCGUGAUAUGCGUCAGACCGUUGCCGUCGGCGUCAUCAAGGCCACCACCAAGGAAGAAGGUGGUAAGAAGAAGAAAUGAAUGCGGGAGUGGACCGCGACGAUCCGUCCGGAAAACAAUACUAGGUGCUAUCACAGGGGCGCGUUUUGGAGAGACGUUCUGCGGAAACACGAAUUUAGAAUACGUAACUAACAUAUAAACUGGAUAGCCCUCGCAUCGGAA